Ctenocephalides felis (cat flea) is the source of this 2449-nucleotide messenger RNA. Its product is annotated as RING finger protein 10-like. NCBI's taxonomy places the organism in Eukaryota, Metazoa, Arthropoda, Insecta, Siphonaptera, Pulicidae. The coding region runs from base 213 to 2441 and encodes 742 amino acids. The record is from RefSeq and is a predicted model, not a curated record. Gene Ontology annotation, molecular function: transcription cis-regulatory region binding; metal ion binding. The transcript is spliced from 12 exons. Gene Ontology annotation, biological process: positive regulation of transcription by RNA polymerase II.
AUUCUAACAUCGUCUCCGCGGAGAUAGGGAGGCUCUCCCUUAAUAAUUAAAUCCUUUAUUUCGACAUCUUUAAUCGCGAAUUGCUAAUAAUUACAACAGUCAUUGUUCUAAUUAUUUAUUUCCGAAGUUGUAAACAUGGCAUACUAAAAUGUCUCCUUUGAAAGUGCUCAAGAUUUCUCCGUGUGGAGAUCACUCCAAGAAUUCGGUUGUUGAUGCAACAAGAGAUGGAAAAAAAGACGCUUUUGAGACCCAAUCAGCCCCCUGGGAAGGGACAGGGUGCUGAAAGUAAGAAGAAUCAAGAUGUUCCCAACAGUAAACCUUGGACAAAAGGUUUACGAAACAACAAUAUCCCAAAUAACCCUAAGCCCCCUCCUCAAAGAAAUAAGUAUGUUGGAUUUGACAAACGUCCAAGGCCCCGCGGUGGUAGUCAGAUGGGUGGAAAGGCGGAAACCAGGCUAGAGUUUGAACAACUCGAACCAGGUUCGGUAAUGAAAUUUGGCAACAAAAAGCAAAGUUUGAAUCAUCUUUUAAACUUUCACUAUACUCCCCGAUCUGUUGGAGGUCCUACGAAUUAUGGACGGCAAUACAAAAAGGGAAAAAUUAAUUAUCCUAAGUAUAAUAAGGAGCAUUAUUUACAAGCCAAUUGCCAGUUCAUUGUGCGAGAAGGUGAAGAUUAUUCAAUUUGUUUAAAAAAUCCUGAUGCGUUGGUUGAAUGGGAUUAUAUUGAACAAAUAAUAACUAAAUCUGAAGAUCCACCGCACUGUCCCAUUUGUUUGGAAGAGCCAUUGGCAGGAAGGAUUACCCGCUGCGGUCAUAUUUAUUGCUACCCUUGCAUACUUCAUUAUUUGGCUUUGUCUGAUAAGCCAUGGAGAAAGUGUCCCAUUUGUUACGAAGCCAUUCAUCUUAAAGAUUUGAAAAGUGUGUGCUGGGCCCCGAUUGCAACAUUUGGUUUAAACAGCACUAUAACAUUGCAACUGAUGAGGAGACCGAGAAAUUGUAACCAAGCUUGGCCUGUUGAUUCCACUAUGCAAAAUAAUUUGGUUCUGCCCAACAUCAGUGAUGGACCGAUUGCUUCUAAAUAUUGCAAGUUGUUACAAGCUAACUUGCAACAGAUUUUGGAUAUGAUCAAUGUCAAUCUGGCAGAUCUAAAUCGAGUCUACAAGAUAGAGGAAUUCACUCCUGAAGCAUGUUUCAUCCAGCAAGCAAUCGAUCUCCUUAACCAAUACCAGGCUGAUAAGUUAAACAGCGCUACAAAAAUCAAAACUAAAUCCAAUGACUUCAAACAACAAUCCUUGGACGAUUCUAAAACUCAAACUGCUGAUGAACAAAAUUUGACAGCCGAUAGUUUCAAACAACUCUCAUUAGAUGAUCAAAAAUUGACAAAAUGUGCUCCUGAAGAGCUUUCAUUAAAUGAAAAUGUAACUGGGAAUGAGGCUGGAGAAGUAAAACAUUUGGAAAAUGUUUUUGGUGCUGAUAAUUUGGAUGAAAUUCAAAAUUCUAUACUCGAUCAAAUCGAGCAAGGUGUUGAUUGUGUGGGAGAGGAUGUGGCGAGUGGAAUUGAAGUUUUGGAUGGGACCAGGAUUGGAGAAAGUGGAUCUGGAGAUAAAGAUUUCUAUUUUUAUCAAGCUCUGGAUGGGCAGCAUAUUUAUUUAGCCGGUCUGUGUGCCAGAAUUUUGGAAUAUUCCUAUGGCUCAUUGGCAAAUUGUCCAAAAACUAUAACUACAUCUGUGGAGGCACGUGAAGUUUUAACUGUUACUGAAGAGUUACGUAAAAGAUUGAGAUAUUUGGAGCACCUUCCAAUAACUUGCCAGAUAGAAUUGGUCGAGCUCAAACUACGACCACCUAUUGUCAGUCCUGAAUCGCUUGAAUACUUCCACAAUCAGUUAGAAACCAGGCGCAGGCUAAGACUCCGCAAAUGUCGUGAAGAGAACAGAAGGGACAUGCAGAUAACCAUAGAGCAGGAACGGAAGCAGAGAGGUUUGCCCAUUGCUGGUUCUUCUCAAACAAACCGAGAAAUAAAUUGGGAAAGCGAUUUUCCAACUUAUGGAAGCCCUCAGUCUGUUGGAAAUGAAUCUGAUUCAUUGGACCAUCAGGCAUCUGGAGUGGAUAAUUUGGGGACGUCGCCUGGACCAUCGUUUGCCACGAUGUUAACAAUGGCACGAUCCCCAAGUCAGGGUACUGAUUUUAUUCGACAAAAUAAAUGGGCAGCUUUACCAUCUCAGCAACAAACUGAUUCAAUAAACGUGGAACAGGAUCCUGAUUAUGAUCCUAACUAUGUACCAGCUCCAAGCUACACUCAGAGUUUCAGGGAUGCCAUCAGCCAGGCUAUGGAGAAGAGCUGCCAAUCGAAUGCAGGUGCUACAAAAGAGAAUGCUUCCAAGAAGAGCAAGAAAAAGAAGAAACAGAUUUUAUUUGCCACAGGCAUGAACUUUCAAGUGUAGAGCCCGAA